This is a messenger RNA of Suillus subalutaceus, 795 nucleotides long. RefSeq lists its product as uncharacterized. Lineage: Eukaryota; Fungi; Basidiomycota; Agaricomycetes; Boletales; Suillaceae. Gene Ontology annotation, molecular function: DNA binding. The transcript is spliced from 8 exons. The record is from RefSeq and is a predicted model, not a curated record. The coding region runs from base 1 to 795 and encodes 264 amino acids. Gene Ontology annotation, biological process: DNA recombination; DNA integration.
AUGCGCGCCACCAUAAGCCACAAAUUCAGCAGAGACUACCAGCUUGGAACACAGCCAUGGUUGGAGCACCCAGCCAUGCCGGUAAACCCGUCACUUUCGGUGACCAUUUCACAGUAUAUGGUCAGUCUUCAUUGGCAAAAGGAAUACGGCCCAAUCUCGCGCAAAUGCAAAGCAGAAAACCCAUUUGAAUGGGCUGGAUUUUUGCUCUGCACGAUGCUUUAUUUACUUUACCUUCUCUCCAUGCUUUGCCUGCUCCGCUAUGACGAAGCUUUACGGAUCACCUGGGCUGAUGUCACAUUCCAGUCAGCUACCGACCCACAGCAGUUCCGAGUGAAGCUAGAAUUACCCUUUCAAAAGACGCAUCAGUAUGGAGGCAUAGCCCCAUUCUACAUAUACGCUGAUCCCGACCGGCCAUGGAUGUGCUUGCUGCGAGCAUUUGCUAUCUGGUGGCUGUUAGCUCAUGAGAAACACGAAGACCUCAAUGGGUUCAUCUUUCGCAAAAAGAUUGGUAACAUCAAGAGAAGGAAGACCUCGGACUCCUUUCUCGAGUGCUUCCGAAACAAUCUCCUCGACAUUAGCGGGUGUCAGUUUCUGCACACAGUGCGAGACUGGUCGUUUCGGAAGAUCUGUGACUGGGAUGGGUGGGCCGAGAAUUUUGACAACCCUGGUACCAUAUUCAAGUACCUCUUGUCUUGGAACGACAAUCCAGCAGAGGCCCGUGAACACUACAUGAAUCCAAACAGACCAGGGUGUGACCCCUGCUAUAGCUGCGGAAGAACUUGUCAUUGUGGUUAA